This is a messenger RNA of Salvelinus fontinalis (brook trout), 2575 nucleotides long. RefSeq names its product interferon regulatory factor 2-binding protein 2-A-like. Gene Ontology annotation, biological process: regulation of transcription by RNA polymerase II. Bases 369 to 1979 code for a protein of 536 amino acids. Gene Ontology annotation, cellular component: nucleus. Gene Ontology annotation, molecular function: transcription corepressor activity. NCBI's taxonomy places the organism in Eukaryota, Metazoa, Chordata, Actinopteri, Salmoniformes, Salmonidae. The transcript is spliced from 2 exons. The record is from RefSeq and is a predicted model, not a curated record.
CUGCUGUUAGCCUUUUGGAAAAGGAAGUGAUUAAAUAGAGAAGCUGUCUUCAGAGCAUGCGCCAGAAGAGGAGGGAGUAGAGGGUUACAGAGACAUCCGGACUGGGCUGAGCGGAGCGGAGGCGGUAGUAGGCAAUGACAGAGAGUGAGACACAUACGACCUAGUAAAGAACAUUCUACACUGCUGAACUACUGUUUGGUGCUGUAGUCCGGAGACAAACGGAGAGAGGAGCGGACACAUGUUUUCUCUUUAGAGAAACGGAAGGAACUAACCGUGUAUAUUUUCUGAAAACGUAUUGGAUAGAUUCUAACACAGCGACCUGGUUUGAGAGAGAGAUUUAAGGUCGGUUUUUCGGUGAAAGGGAAACUAUGUCGUCUGCGGUGGUAGCUGCCUCUCGUAGGCAGUCCUGUUAUUUAUGCGACCUGCCCCGCAUGCCUUGGGCUAUGAUCUGGGAUUUUACCGAACCAAUCUGCAGGGGAUGUGUCAACUACGAAGGAGCGGACCGGAUCGAGUUUGUGAUUGAGACAGCCCGGCAGCUGAAGCGGGCUCACGGCUUCCAGGAGGGGAGAUCCCCGGGGAAACAGCAGCAGCUAUCGGGGAAAGAGAUCCAGUCUAACCACCACGGGUCUGGAGGAGACCCCGGAUCCCGGUCUUCACAGCCCCCGGACCGUUACCCCGUCUCCACCUUGGACCGUCCGCUGCGGAUGGGACCGGAGUACCAGUCUGGGAGACAGGCUAACGGCAUUCCGGUACCUAAUGGAUUUCCUAAACCUGACGACCCACCCGAGCUCAACCGGCAGAGCCCCAACCCGCGAAGGAAUAACACUGUUCCUCCUAAUCUAGUUCCUCUGGUGAACGGGAACAUGUCCUUGUUACACGUAGUUAACGGCAGAACCGUGUGUCCGAUGGCGAUGGGGCACCCGGGGUCAGGUUUGAUGGCAGGUAGCCCCAACGAGCACUGCGGCGGUAAACGGUUAAUCUCGGUCUCCUGCAGUGACCAGCACGAGAAGGAUAAGCAGCACAGACCGGACAGCCUGACACCGGAGAUAGAGAAUCACAAAGCCCGGGCGGAUGAGUGGAUGAACAAGGGGAAAACGGUCAGGGACUUGAUGGCUCUCCAUACCUUCGACAACCGGUUCAAGAAGGAUCCUGCAGCCAUGCAACAGAGGGCGAUGGGCUAUGAGCAACAACAGAACGGAGCUGCUUCUAAAUCAGACAGGGGAAAACACCUGCGGACUAUGAAGAGGAAAGCAUCACCAGAACCUGAUGGGGAGAGAGAGGGAACCGCCUCCAAGCAUAACGGAGAGGACAGACAGCAGUGGUUACCGGGUCCACCAUCUGACCGUGACGGACAGAAAAUGCCCCCGGGUCCGCCACCAAGUUUCCCCUCCAUUCCCCCCACCACCAUAUCCCCCCACUCACGCACCACCCCACCGGAAGCUUCGCAGAACGGCCAGUCUCCCAUGGCAGCGCUGAUCCUGGCGGCAGACAACGCCGGUGGUGGUGCCGGGAACAGCUCGCCCAAAGACGGUAAUCAGGUCCACUCCACCACGCGCCGCAACAGCAGUAGCCCGCUCUCGCCCUCCUCCAUGAACCAGAACCGCCGGCCCGCACAGGGUAAGGAGGCAUCCGGUAGUGUGGGGACACUUCACGCGCCAGGGGGAGGAAUGAUGGACCAAGGGCAUCAGAGCAUUCCAGACUCGUCAGUACCCGGGAGCGUACCCCUCUGCUGCACGCUCUGUAACCAGAGGUUAGAGGACACGCACUUCGUUCAGUGUCCGUCGGUACCCUCGCACAAGUUCUGCUUCCCGUGCUCGCGGGACAGCAUCAAACAGCAAGGGUCCACCGGGGAGGUGUACUGUCCCAGCGGGGAGAAGUGCCCGUUGGUCGGCUCUAACGUCGCGUGGGCUUUCAUGCAGGGAGAAAUCGGCACCAUCCUUGCAGGGGACGUCAAAGUAAAAAACGAAAUGGACACUUGAGAUGAUUAUAUUUUCUAAAUAUUUUGGGGAGAAAGAUUGUUUUGGGGGGAAAAGACCAAAUACAAGUGUAUAAAUAUAAUAUAAAUAUUAUAAUGAAAUACCACAUAAACAAACUAACCAACCGAUUUUGUACAUAUUUUACCCAAACCGAGGUAAAACGAACUAGUUUAGGCUAUACUUUGUAAAACAGAUUUGUUUUAAUACGUUCAGUUUCUAUAUUUUUGAAGAUAAAGGUAUGUCAUUAUAAUAGAACUGGGCUCUCUCGGCCCCUAUUUGCUGCUGUUUAACACUGUUGAUGUAGGCCUACUUCUAGUCGUGCUUCCAAAAAGGCACUCAGUUCCCUAAAUAGGACACUACUUUUGAGCAAGGCCCCCCACAGGAACACCCACAGGGCUCUGGUCAAAAGUAGUGCCCUAUUUAGCUAACAGGGUGCUUUUAGGGACGCAAGCUCUAUCUGGUGGCUUUUCCUGUUCAAAACCUAGAAUGAUGAUGACGCCGUUCUCCACGAGCACUUGACAACCAACUGAAAUGCUUUUAUCUGUAACUUGUAUGCACUUGUUUCAAAAGAAUUGACAAAUACAAUGUGUCAUCUUGUA